AUGGGCGCCCCGGAACAAACUCCCAUUUCCUCAGAUGCAGAUGCACUUUCCCAACAAGCUCAACCGCAGUCAUCGGAAAAAGACAAGGAGGAUGCUGGGCUUCAGGAGCAGGAGAAAUUUCAGCACUCAUGGCGAUUGUGGUGUGUCUUUCUUGUUCUUUGCUUACUAUCAUUUAUCUCUGCCAUCGAUGCCACCAUAGUCACCACUUCGCUGCCAACGAUCACGCGCGAUAUUGGGGGUGGUCAAGAAUAUGUUUGGGUCGUCAACUCGUUUCUCUUCACUUCCACGGUACCGCAGCCUCUCUUUGGCCAAAUCUCUGAUAUCUUCGGCCGCCGAAAUCCCAUGAUUGUCGCUAUUGUUCUUUUUGGCAUAGGUAGCGGGCUUGCUGGUGGCGCGCAAAAUCCUGGGAUGCUCAUUGCUGCGCGAACAAUACAAGGCCUUGGAUCAGGCGGAUUGUAUGUACUUUCGGAUAUCAUUGUAUGCGACAUGGUUCCUCCUCGCCACCGCGGUCCCUACCUGAGCGCCAUCCUCUCAACGGCAGCUAUUGGAACGACUAUUGGGCCUAUCAUCGGUGGCGCUCUGGCGCUGAAGAAUUGGAGAUGGAUAUUCUGGCUUAAUCUACCAGCCGCAGCCAUAGGAUUACUCGCAAUUGUCCUCAUCCUCAACGUCAAGUAUAGGCGCAGUCCAACCUGGCGUCAUGCCCUUUCUCGGGUCGACUUCCUGGGCAAUAUCAUCUUCGUGCCAUCCAUGGUCAGCAUAUUCUUUGGUCUAAUCAUGGGCGGCACUCAUGGCUAUCCCUGGAGCUCUUGGAAGAUUAUUGUGCCUCUUAUCCUUGGUAUCCUUGGCUGGAUCACAUUUCACGUCCAUCAGGCCUCGCCAAUUUGCCGAGAACCAAGCAUGCCACCUCGACUGUUCAAACAUCGGACAUCGUCUGGCGGUUUCAUCAUCAUCUUUCUGGGAGCUAUUGUGCUUCAAGCUAUUAAUUACUUCUUGCCCAUCUACUUCCAGGCAGUUAAAGAAGCCACGCCGCUAAUGUCGGGAGUUUAUUUCUUAGCUUUUGCUCUAGCUAUCAUGCCGUUUGGUGGAAUGGCCGGGGCUUUCAUGUCCAAAACUGGUUUUUACAUACCUCUGCAUUGGCUCGGCUUUUCCCUCAGCGCCAUCGGUGUGGGACUGUUCUCAACACUAGACGAAUCUUCCAGUCGAGCAGCGUGGGUUGGCUACCAAGUGCUUGCAUCAGGCGGCACUGGAAUUAUCUUUACAGCCACACUCCCUUCAACACUAGCAGCGCUUCCCGAGUCAGACGUGGCCGUUGCUACAGGCACUUAUUCAUUUGUGCGUUCAUUUGGCCUUGUUUGGGGUGCUACAAUGGCAUCAAUAGCUUUCAAUGGCCAAAUAAAUUCGCAUAUUGAUUCCAUUAGCAACCAGGAAGUUCGCAGUUUGCUCGUCGAUGGAGGUGCAUACGCAUACGCUGCCGUGCAAAGGGGCGGUAUAGCGGAAUUGUCAGAACCUACUCGAAGCCAGGUUAUCGGCGUUUAUGUGAAAGCUCUAAAUGUCGUUUGGUGGAUUGUGACGGCCAUUUCAGUUCUGGGCUUUUUAGCUACUUUCAUUGAGAAACAUGUUGAGCUUCGUAAAAGCCACUCUACAGAGUAUGGGCUUUCAGAAAAGGAUAGCGCAGGGGAUGGGCGCGACUUUGCGGAUUAA
Molecule: messenger RNA, 1701 nt
Organism: Trichoderma virens Gv29-8
Lineage: Eukaryota; Fungi; Ascomycota; Sordariomycetes; Hypocreales; Hypocreaceae
Exons: 2
Coding region: 1-1701 (566 amino acids)
Biological process (GO): transmembrane transport
Molecular function (GO): transmembrane transporter activity
Source: RefSeq, a predicted model, not a curated record